UCUGGCUGUCGCCUGUUUUUUGAUAUUUGUAUUUCAAGUCACAUUCACUUCCCAAAUAUUCCAUCAUGUCGGGCAAAGCUCUUAACAUUGGUGAUCAGUUUCCAAAUUUCCAGGCUCAGACCAAUGAGGGAAAUAUUGACUUUUACGAAUGGAUGACUGACAAAUGGGCCAUACUUUUCUCGCACCCGGCAGAUUUCACUCCAGUGUGCACCACAGAGCUUUCUCGUGUUGCACAAUUGAUACCGGAGUUUAAUAAGCGUGGCGUCAAGCCGAUUGCCUUGUCUUGCGACACCGCAGAAUCUCACAAGGGUUGGAUCGAGGAUAUCAAGAGUUAUGCCAAGCUGCCAAGCUUCGAUUAUCCGAUCAUUGCGGAUAACAAGCGUGAAUUGGCUUUGAAGUUGAAUAUGCUAGAUAAGGACGAACUGAGUGCUGAGGGAAUUCCAUUAACCUGUCGUGCCGUCUUUGUUGUGGACGACAAAAAGAAGCUGCGUCUCUCCAUCUUGUAUCCAGCAACAACUGGUCGCAAUUUCGAUGAAAUUCUGCGUGUUAUCGACUCGCUGCAGCUAACUCAAACGAAGAGCGUGGCCACUCCUGCCGACUGGAAGCAAGGUGGCCAGUGCAUGGUGUUGCCCACGGUGAAGGCCGAGGAUGUGCCCAAACUGUUUCCGCAGGGAGUUCAGACCAUCGAGGUGCCAUCAGGCAAGAGCUAUUUACGCAUAACUGCACAGCCAAAAGACUAAAGAAAAGCACAAAUGAUUCCAUACAGACAAAUGUGAUUUGUAUUCAUUUUACACAAGUUUUAUUACAAAAAAAUAUAAUUAACAACAAA
Messenger RNA from Drosophila albomicans, 829 nucleotides. RefSeq names its product 1-Cys peroxiredoxin (gene Prx6a). Bases 66 to 740 code for a protein of 224 amino acids. Gene Ontology annotation, cellular component: mitochondrion; cytosol. The transcript is spliced from 3 exons. Gene Ontology annotation, molecular function: peroxiredoxin activity. Lineage: Eukaryota; Metazoa; Arthropoda; Insecta; Diptera; Drosophilidae. Gene Ontology annotation, biological process: cellular oxidant detoxification; cell redox homeostasis. The record is from RefSeq and is a predicted model, not a curated record.